Molecule: messenger RNA, 919 nt
Organism: Ciona intestinalis (vase tunicate)
Lineage: Eukaryota; Metazoa; Chordata; Ascidiacea; Phlebobranchia; Cionidae
Source: RefSeq, a predicted model, not a curated record
GUCAGAGGAAGUUGUUUAUGAGUGUUUGGUUGUUUGGGUGAAACAUGAUCUGCAUACAAGGAAACUAUAUUUCCCAACUUUGUUCAAACAUCUACGAUUGCAAUAUGUGGGAGUUGAUUACUUAUCCAAGAAUAUCAGAAAAGAGGAACUUGUUCGUGAAUUUCUUGAUUGCAGAGAUUUGGUUGAAGAUGCUUUUUAUUUUCAUAUCAAACCAGAUAUGUUUGAGAAACAGAAACAAAGAAAACAGUGUUACCCGUGCAAAGAUAUCAUAUUUGUUCCAAACGGGCAACAAAAUAUAGCAUGCUUCAAUGUGAGUGAACAAGAAUGGUCAUCACUAAAAGUUAAAGGUGUAUAUCACAACUAUGCUAUGUUUAUUGUUCAUGAUGAGAUGGUGUAUUGCUUUGGUUACAUCAAUGAAAAUAGUUUUAAUUUUGGAAGCAAUAUUUCAAAACGCUUCAAUGGCAUUGAAUGGGAAAACCUUGCACCGAUGAUAAACUGCCAUUAUGAAGCAGCUGUUGCUUCAAUACAAGGGAGAAUAUUUGUGUUUGGUGGCCUUUUAAUAGAAGCUCAAAGUAAUGUGGCCUGCGCUACAAACCGCAUCUCUAAAUACAAUCCUACCAACAACACUUGGACAGACGUUGGACACACUAAAACUUUACUAAGCAAAGCAGCUGCGGUUGGUGUUGGAAAUGUUGCGUAUAUUUGUGGCGGUCAUGAACAGGCAAACGGUGGACAAAGAAACCUUUGUGCCAGUUAUAUAAAGGUAAACCGUAGACCAAGAAAAAAAGAAACAGAUGCGUAUUCUCGUGGUGGAUAUGAACAUGCAAUGGCUGUACAAAGAAACUUACCAACAGGUUCGCUUGUUAGUAACAUACCAAUGUAAAGUAAGCACCACUUAACAUUUAAGUGCUUAAAAAUA